Molecule: messenger RNA, 1923 nt
Organism: Rotaria sp. Silwood1
Lineage: Eukaryota; Metazoa; Rotifera; Eurotatoria; Philodinida; Philodinidae
Source: the annotation of a GenBank genome assembly
AUGAUAAAACCACCGAAAGUUUCACAUAGACAAGGAAGCAAAGUAAUGAUUUCUUAUUGUUCAUGUCAAUAUGAUUUAGCACAAAAGUUAGUUAAAGGAUUGAUUGCUAGGCGUAUUCCAGUUGUUUGUCCAUCAAUGAAUAUUCAUGAGAUGAUAAAAAUAGCAACUCAGGAAGCAAGAGUUGUUUUACCUCUAAUGAGUGAAGCAUAUGAAGCAUCACAAACUGCAAAAUAUCUUAUGUCCUAUGUGGAUGAAGCCGGUAUUCCUAUCAUUCCCAUAAAGACGCAAGCUAAUUAUUCUCAAAGCGGUUGGCUUGGCGUUAUUUGCGCUGCUGCAUUAUUUAUAAAAAUGACGAAUACUGAUAACUUCGAACAAAAGCUUAAUAGUCUUGCAGAACAAUUGCAUCCAUAUAUCAGUGAUUCUAGAGGUGAAGAUCAAAAAGUUGAAACUCUUGUUGAUGAAACUCUCGCUCAAGGUUAUUAUAUUCAGAAUGGAGAAAAGUUUGAUAUGACAUUUGAUUUAUUUGUUAUGACUAAUGGAUAUAUUGCUGGUGAAGGAAACGAUGAAAUUGGUAGCUUUGUAAUUAAUGGUAAAUAUACACGUUUAUCAGGCACAGAAGACCUUGAAUUUCAAUUUAAAAAGCAUUACAUCGGACGACAUACUGUUCAGAAAGGAAAUAUCAAUACUGCUAUGGCUACUGGUGUUGAAGGUGCUGCAUUGAUCAUUAGUUUCGAUACUGUUGCUUAUAGUAAAAGUAUUAAUUGUCAGAAAGAAUUUACAUACGCUCUUCAAUUGAAGAAGAAUAUUGUUCCUGUUCUUCUUGAGCAUGCAAAUAAUCUUCAGAAUACAUGGCUAGGAAAUUCAAUUGCUUCCUUAAAUACAAUCAAUAUGCAGGACGAAAGUCAGUUUGAUUCUAGUUUUAAAGCACUUCUACAACGAAUUAAUAUUGCUCUUAAAGAGAAAGAAGUCGAAGAUUCCGAUCGAUCUCAGGUUAUUACACGUUUUGAAGGUGGUAUUGUAACAGGAAAAUAUUGUCAAUAUGGUCAGGACUUUGAUAUGGUAUUUGAUUUCUUUAGCUUAAGAGAAGGAAGAGUUUCAGGUCAAGGAAAUGAUACAAUCGCACCUUUUACUAUGGCUGGAUAUUAUGACAAUGAAGGAAAAGUUUGUUUCACAAAGCAAUAUGUUGGAAAACAUGCUGUUAUAUACAAAGGAAAUCUUACUUGUGAUAACUUGGGUGGAUUUAAAAUUGAAGGAAAAUGGAAUAUUGGCGAUCUAACAGAUUACUUCUGCCUGGAAAGUGUUAGUACAGGCAAAGCAAAUAUUUGGCUAGAAAUAACAUUGAUGAAUAUUAAACCUACUCGAUCUACAACGGUUUUUACACACACGACUAUUGAUUCUUUACUAUUACCUUCUAAAAAAGAAAAACAGCAGCUAUUAAUGAUGUCAAAUUCUGAACAAAUUAAUAUUGAUUCUACACUUACAACACUUGAUCUUCAUAAAAAUGUUAAAACUAUUACUGAAUCAACAACAUCCACGCUAGGUCAUGAUUUAGAUGAUCAGCGACCAGCUGAAAAUGAUCAAAACCAACAAUCUUUAAUGCAACAACGAUUAAAUUCAAUACAAAAAUUUGAUAGGCACAGGAAUCCAAAAAUUUGGUUAAAACAUAUUAUAGAAAAAUUUGAUUUAUUACAACUCUCUUCUCUGGAACGUAAUGAAUUAAUUUCAGAAAUUUUAACUGGUGAUGCACUUAUUUGGCAUUCAGCUGGAUAUUAUGGGGCUACUACCCUAGCAAAACGUUAUGCACAAUCUUAUAUAAAAGGCACAAUUUUUCCAAUGUUAUUUCAUUCAGCUCGCACGAAGGAUAUGGUUAUAUUUUCUCUUCUAUUACUUUUAACUAUACAAGAACUAUGCAAAUCUAUGUAA